Nothobranchius furzeri (turquoise killifish) is the source of this 1906-nucleotide messenger RNA. It is a transcript of the gene rnf215, whose product is annotated as ring finger protein 215. Lineage: Eukaryota; Metazoa; Chordata; Actinopteri; Cyprinodontiformes; Nothobranchiidae. Gene Ontology annotation, molecular function: frizzled binding; ubiquitin protein ligase activity. The record is from RefSeq and is a predicted model, not a curated record. Gene Ontology annotation, biological process: ubiquitin-dependent protein catabolic process; Wnt receptor catabolic process. Gene Ontology annotation, cellular component: plasma membrane.
CUUCCGGUCUAAACCGGAAUUUGUUAUUUCUCUUGUUUACAUCGACAAAGCCGCGAUGCUAACAGUCGCAAAUAACACUGUAGCUUUUAAUAAGCAUGUCUGACAGCUGACGAGGCUCGUGUGUUUAUCACUGCUUUUCUAAGUGAGGGUUUCGGGUCAUGGCUUUAGCGCGGCUCUGCUGUCUCGGGAUAAUGGUACCGCUCCUCCUGCUGCGGUGGUCGGGGCUGCUGUUGGCAGCAGAGCAGGUCGCUCUGGUGGAGGUUUUCCUGGAGCACCGGCCUGGUGUCAGCGCGCUGAUCCAGGGGGAGGUGCUGGGCUCGACCAGGGCCGUCCGGAGCUCAGCAGGGCUGGAGGACUUGGAGGGGAACCUGGUGUUGGUACGAGAAGAAGCAAAACGGGUAAAUGAAGGAAAUCGUGAAGACCAACCAGAGGAGCAGGAGCCCUGGAUCGGUGUGGUGCCUGUUGAGAUGGACGACAGCAAAGCUUCCACUGGAAAUCAGGAGUCUUUUGCUGAUGCAGUGGUCAAUAAAAUGAAACGCGCCCUGGUCCUUGGAGCUUCAGCGUUGAUCAUUCUAGCUCUCAACCAAAACUCAGUAAGCGAGAUGGAUUUGUCUCCGGUGCUUUCCAAGCCCAUAAUCGUGAUCCAGACAUCAGAGAACGUCACCAAGCUGAUUGGAGCUCUGCUCAGGGGCCUUCGUGCAACAGCCAAAAUCACCUACGAGACGGUUCUGCAGGAUAAUUUGGGAGCCACGCUCACGCUGUGGUCCAGCUGUGGGCGAUCGAGGGGGGGUCUUUAUGGAGAGUGGCAGGGGGUCAUCUGCACAGGGGAGACCAACUCUCAGGUCCAGAAGUACCUGCAGCAGCUGUGGGACACCGUCCUCCUGGUGGCGUUGAUCCUCUGCACAGGGGUCAUCGUCCAGGCCCGCUGGCAGAACCAGGACCACCAGCUGAACAACGACCUGGAGCUUCUUCCAAAACAGGAUAUUGUGAAGAGAAUGUCGUCUCUCAAAACCAGAAGGUACCGUAAACCCAAACCCUGGCGUGACCCAUCCCAGGCCACAGAGACGGAUACCUGCGCCGUGUGUUUGGAGCCGUUUAGCAACAACCAGUGUCUUCGGGUGCUGCCGUGUCUUCACGAGUACCACCGAGACUGUGUGGACCCCUGGCUGCUGCUGCAGCACACCUGUCCUCUGUGUAAACGCAGCAUCCUCAGCAGCGUCUGCAAAGACAGCUAACGGUUGUUAGUCCUCCUCCGCCCCCUCGGGAGUCAUCCCAACGCUCCACGAGCAUUUCUGUUUUUGCCCAACCUGACAUCAACACUUCCUCCCUCCAGCUUGUGGGAACAAACAAACUCCUGCUGUCAGCUGACCUGCUGAUGGGUCUAGUGAAAACGUUGUACAAACUCAUCGGUGUUCUUCCUGGGAGUCUGACUUCUGACCUGUGUGUCUUUGUAGACGUGUGUGAUGGUCUCCGUGAGGCCAGGUGACGCCUUUUGUGUAAAAACAGAUGACCUGAGUAUUUAUAACCCGAUGUUUGUGGAGACAUUUAGAGAUUUCUCUGCCCUGGAUGACCAGUACAGUGUUGGCACUAGUUUCUAAACACCUGCUAGCAUUACUUCCUCACUUUAGCAGGGGCGUGUCCAGGGAGUGGCCUGGGGUGGCACAUGCCACCCUUGGAAUCUGAUUGGCCACCCCAGGUGCCACCACACCUUUAAAUAGGCUUUUCACUGUCCACAAAAGGCUUGGGGGUAAAAUAAAAAAAGCACAACCAUUGGUGCCACCCAUGCACAAAAUUGUGCCUCACCUGGGCCACCCCAUUUUAAAAGAUCUGGACACGCCGCUGCACUUUAGUGAUUGAACAUUUGUAAAUAUGCAGUUUUAAAUACAUUUAAUGUAUGAAAAACAGC